UGUUCAUCACCAUCUGCUCACCAUCAUCUGUUCAUCACCAUCUGUUCAUCAUCUGCUCCGGAGCACCACCGCUGCCGCCGCGACUGUAGCCGGCACACGCUCAUCGCAACGGACCAUCCCAAGACUCACCAGCUCCAACCCGUCGCAUCCUGGCUCAACCCAUCAAUCCCGUCUGCCCAGCGAUCAGCCUGCCGUAGAGGAACCGUCCAGACGCUCUACUGGACACCAUGGGCGCCGCACACCCGGUCCUGCUUCUGUUUUACCUCAUCAUUGACUGGCUUGGCCCCGUCGAGUGGACCAAACUCUGCUCGCUCUCGCGGCGCCACCGAGCAUUGCUGGACGACCCGCUCUUCUGGAAGAUCCUCUUCCGCAACCAUCUGUCUCUUGCACCAAGUCUGCUCCUGGACGGCCACCGAGACAUCUGCAUUGCCGUCGACGCCUUCCUGUUCCGCCGACGCGCUCAGCCGCACGACUGUGAGCAACCUCUCUGGCAGUCCAUCCACCAGCACCCCGAGCUCUCGGAUGCCCUUCGACGACUCUGCCAGCAUCACGCUCGUGGGCUCUUUCGCCGAUGGACCCGGGCACGACAAUAUGCCCACGUUACCGGAGUGCCCGUCUGGAACUGGUCGCUUGAAGAGACGCUGCCGGACUCGAUCGGAACGGCUGCCCUGGAGGACAGCAAGCUCAACCGCCUCGCAAGGCGGUGUCGGAUCCUGCCUCAAACCGCCUGUUUCUGGCGGCCCGAAGAGCUUGAUAUCGAGGCCAGUGAGCUCGCGGAGCUGCCGGCGGCGAUGGGGUGCUGGGCCGGCUCCCUGAGGACUCUCAGGAUUGCGUCGUCUCGGCUGGCGGCCCUGCCCAGCUCGUUCUUUGCCGCAUUCAAUCGCACACCGCACUCUUCCUACGGCUCGGCGGCCUCAGCUGAAGCACGCAAUCCGAGAACAGCCAUCGACACCCCCUUGUCGGUCGGGACCGCCACAUCGUCCGCAACUCCCGCAUCAACAACAGCCGACCCAUCGAGUCGACUGUUGCCUCCCAAUGCAGCCAUGCUGUCCAAGUCGAAUCCAGGCGCCAACUGCCACGCCUCCAACAUGCCCCCUGGUUGUCCCCUGCAAGUCCUUGUGCUGUCGUGCUGCUCCUCUCUCAACAACAUCGCUGCCUUGGACGGCCUCGCUCGCCUGCAAGUCAUCGACCUGUCUCGCUGCAUCUCCAUGACGCACUGCGGUCCGCUGAAGAACCUCGAGCAGCUCCGCUCCUUGUCGCUGGUGGAGUGCAUCUCGCUCACCAGCCUGUCGCUCAGCAAUCUUCCGCGGCUCCAAACCUUAAACAUGCGUGGCUGCCGCGCACUAGAGUCAGUCGACUCGCUCGAUGGCCUCGUCUCUCUCACCGACCUCGACUGCUCCGGAUGCGGCGUAUUGCGGACAGUGGGCUCCCUCAGCGCCCUUGAAGCACUCGUCCAAGUCGACUUUUCGGAUUGCCGAUCGCUGCUGUGGGUUGGUGGCCUCGACCGACUGGUUCGGCUGGCAGCCUUGAGGCUCGGCGGCUGCGCCCGACUGCCCUUCAUCGGGUCCCUCGAGCGCAUGACCAACAUGACCCACCUGAAUCUCUCGGGGUGUGUGUCGCUGGAGGCAGUGGGCCCGCUGGACGGUCUCCUGCAACUCCGGCGGCUCGAGGCUCGCGGAUGCACAACGCUUGGAUCGCUGGGGUCGCUCGCGCAGCUGUCGCUCCUGAAGAAGCUCGAUCUCGCCGGCUGCACAAGCCUGCGCUCCAUCGACUGUCUGGGCGACUUGCCGUGUCUGCGGGAACUGGACAUGUCUGGAUGCAAAUCUCUCAGGUCACUGCGACUGCCACGGCUUCCUCUCGCUGUCGAGGAGCUUGUUAUGACUGGCUGUGAGUCGCUGUCCGAUAUUCGGACGAUCAAUCGCCAGCUGCCGCGGCUCGAACGCCUCGAUCUUUCCGGAUGCUGGUCCCUCGAGUCGAUCGGCACUCUCGAGGGCUUGGAUCGGCUGCAGAGCUUGGAUCUGUCGGGGUGCUGGCGCCUCAAGCACAUUGGAUCGCUCGAGUCGUCGACGCGACUGACCAGCAUCAACUGCCACGGAUGCGCCUUGCUGCAAGGACUCGGGCCGCUCCCUGCACUGGCAACGCUCGAGAUGCUGGAUCUGUGGGGCUGCAGAUCUUUGUCCUGGGCAGAAUCCGAGGUGCCGACCCAGCCAAUGGCAAGACGGUUUAGGAUGACUAGAGCAAGCACCGCCACAUCGCAUGGGGCCUGCCUGGAGACACUCGCACUCGGCCGAUCCGAUGAUGUUGCUGGCGACAACACACACGGGCUGCAGAUGGACGAAUUAGCCAUGGAUACGCACAGUCUAUGGGCAACAGCAAAUCCCCAGGAUAUUGCACAAUCAGCUCCGCACUGCGACUUCCCUAGGCCCGGGUUACCCUCGUCAGCAAAGGAAACGUUGUCGCCGCAACUCUUCCAGCCAUGUCAUCUCCCAGCAGUCGAUGCACUGGCUGCUUCGCUUGGCAGCCUGCGCAAGCUGGAUCUGACCGACUGUCGCUAUGCUGUCCGUCUUGACUCCAUCCUCGCCCUCUCCGAGCUUGAGGAGCUGGCGGUGUCGUUCUGCCCUGGCCUCCGCUCGCUCGAGCCGUUUGCCCGGCUUGCACGGAUCAAAUAUCUGUCCGUCACCAAGUGUGAUUCUCUCGACUCGCUCCGUGGUCUCCGACAGUUGACAGCCCUCGAAUCACUUGUUGCAAGACAGAAUGCUCAAUUGCGUCUGCCACACGACAGCCAUCUGCUUGGGCCCCCAAUGCUCCGGUGCCUAGACCUGGGCCAAUGUGGGCAGCUGACGACCACAGCGUCGCUUGCGAGGCUGUUUGCACUGGAGAUCUUGGACCUGUCUGGUUGCCAGGCUCUCGACACACUUGCCGGGCUUGAAGAGCUGCCGGGCUUGCGAGUGCUGGAUAUCUCGCGGUGCCCUUCGCUCACAUCGACCAGUUCGCUCGCUGGGAUCGCGAGCAUCGAAGUUCUGUCGAUGGCACGGAGCUCUGCCGCGGCACUCUCUUCUGCGCGACUGCUUGCUGCCCAGCUGUCGCAGCUCUCGGUCCUGGACCUCAGCCCAACAGACCUGCGCCUCGAUCUGGACUUGGAGACCCAAGAACUGAUGCAGAUUCGAGCGCAGCGCAACUUGCCGGCCAUGAGCGUGAGUUGGCUGCUCGAUCUGCCUCCGCGGGCGGUGGACAUGACCGAGCCGAUGGCAAAGGCGGCCAGCAAUCAGAGUCCGUCGGGGAUCUUCGCACCGACCGCGGAUCGAGGACAGGCCCUGGGCAGCUGUGCAAGCUGAAACUCAUCAAACACGAUAUCGGCCCAAGCGGCGCCUAAUAAGACCUGUGAAUACACUGAUCCAUUCUCAUAACGAAC
Messenger RNA from Polychytrium aggregatum, 3412 nucleotides. RefSeq lists its product as uncharacterized. Lineage: Eukaryota; Fungi; Chytridiomycota; Chytridiomycetes; Polychytriales. The transcript has 2 exons. The record is from RefSeq and is a predicted model, not a curated record. The coding region runs from base 228 to 3335 and encodes 1035 amino acids.